AUGCGGUUCUCUGGUUUUCUUCAGGCCAAAACUGGUCUGACUCAGUUUUGUGUUCACGCAGGUCCGACCCUCGUCAGUCUGUCUCAGAUGCAAGAGGUCAAAGGUCACGGGCCGCCAGGACCGUCGGCUGGCCGGUCGCUCGGCAUCAUCACAGUCUAUGUAUUAUUUAAACGAACAGAAGAGAAAACGCAGCUCAGCCUGAAGACGAUAACUCUUCUGGGAACUCCUGCAGAGGAGAACACAGGAGGAAAGAUCGACCUGAUGGAGCCUCUGCAUAACUACAUAUUGCAGACAACCCUUCAACCUAUGCUGAUGUUGCGCAGGGUGUCAGUGAAGUACCAUGGGAUGCCCUCUCAUGGUUGUGCAUCGCCCUGGGACGGAGUAAAUGCCCUGGAUGCUGCGCUGCACUACAACCACCUCUCCGUGCUCAGGCAGCAGAUGAAACCUGAGUGGAGGGUUCACGGUGAGGAGCAGACAAAGCAUCAGUUUCUCUGUGAGACGAUUUUUUUUUACCUACCUUAUCCAAAUGUUUCAUUAUGGAAAUUGUAUCUGCGCCCUCCGCUGGUGAAGGAUCUUCGUGACCUCAAGGCCAAAGCGGAGGCUUGCUUCUGGGCAGCUGCCGUGGCAACUGGUUGCCAAGUAAGCUUACCUAAAAAUACAAAAAUCUACUUGUCCCAUGCUUCCUCCAACAUUCUGCCUAAUGCCACACUGUCAAGCCUGUAUGAAAAAAACUGGGAAGCUUUAGGGAUUCAGUUUGCAGAGCAGCCACAAAACUUCUCGGGUUCCACAGACUUUGGCAACGUCUCAUUCAUACUUCCUGGCAUCCACCCUUUUUUUCUCAUCGGCACAGAUGCACUUAACCACACAGAGGAACACACCCGAAGCAGCAGGAGCUGGACGGCCCAGUUGUACACCCUGAGGACAGCCAAAGCCCCGCCUACAACAUCUGUGGAUGUAGUGUGCUGCCCCGAUCGGGUAGUGAGAGAGGACUUUGGCCUGGCCAAACUGAAACAGGAGAAAUUAUCUGCAUCUCCGUUAAAUACACCAACUGUGAUAAUAAUUCUAUGA
Messenger RNA from Limanda limanda (common dab), 1068 nucleotides. Its product is annotated as peptidase M20 domain-containing protein 2-like. Lineage: Eukaryota; Metazoa; Chordata; Actinopteri; Pleuronectiformes; Pleuronectidae. The record is from RefSeq and is a predicted model, not a curated record. Gene Ontology annotation, molecular function: dipeptidase activity.